AUGUCAGUCCUUCUCGCAAUCAUCAAUCCAUCGCCAGCUGCUAGUGAUAUUAAUGUCAGUCCAAUAUUCUGCUUAGACUGUGCAGUGCAAGCAAAUACAAAAAUUUUACCUAUGGUUCUUCAGAACGAUAUUGAUUUGCUGAAUCCCCCUGCGGAGUUGGAGAAGAGAAAGCACAAACUCAAGCGUCUUGUUCAGUCCCCAAAUUCCUUCUUCAUGGAUGUUAAGUGCCAGGGUUGUUUCAACAUAACCACUGUAUUUAGCCACUCUCAGACAGUUGUGGUAUGCGGUAAUUGCCAGACAGUGUUGUGCCAACCGACUGGUGGACGGGCAAGGUUAACCGAAGGUUGCUCCUUUAGGAAGAAAGGAGACUGAAUGGUGCCAUGACUUCUCUUAUCCAUGAAUGGAGAGUUUUGGUUAUUAGGCUUUU
Abrus precatorius (Indian licorice) is the source of this 427-nucleotide messenger RNA. RefSeq names its product 40S ribosomal protein S27-2-like. The record is from RefSeq and is a predicted model, not a curated record. Gene Ontology annotation, biological process: ribosomal small subunit assembly; translation. Gene Ontology annotation, cellular component: ribosome; cytosolic small ribosomal subunit. The coding region runs from base 1 to 372 and encodes 123 amino acids. The transcript has 4 exons. Lineage: Eukaryota; Viridiplantae; Streptophyta; Magnoliopsida; Fabales; Fabaceae. Gene Ontology annotation, molecular function: RNA binding; structural constituent of ribosome.